UCGCUUCAAAAAUUUCGAUUCUCUGCAACCGUCCAACGAUUUUCACCCGCCCCAUUCGAUCACAACACAAAGAUGGAAGUGUACGAGUUUAACAAAAGUUUCCUGACCCGUCUGCUCGAGACGACCAACGUGCUGAACGGUGGCGGUUCCAACAUUCCCGCAUCCGCCAUCCGCUCGGAAUGGAUCAAUUUCGUGGAGGUGGCCGUAGAGCCGACCGGCUGGCAGGCGCUGUGGAAAGCAUCGCGUCCGGUAUGCGAGCAGCUCGGCGUAAAGUACCCGCUCGUCGUGCUGGGCACCGUGGACCAGGUACUGUUCGACGAGCUGAAGGCCGUCUUCCUCAUCGAAGCCAUCCUGGACGAUGAUGUGCAUCUGCCGGAGGAGCAGUGUACGGUGCAGCUGGAGGAGCUGUGGCCGCUGCGCGAGCAGAACAACCCCGCCCUGAACGUCAACAUUACGGCCGACUGUAUCGAUAAGCUGCGGUUUUUCUACCAGCAUCUCUGGAUGCCGUGGGACACCGAUACGGAGGAUGAGCAGAACUGGAUCGAGAAGCAUCUGGAAUCGCGCAUCCGGUUCUGUCACGAUCUGAAGAACAAAACCAUGUCGCGGCAGCUUUCCUCCCACGCGCUGGCAUUGCUCGCGGAAGCGCGGUACGUGCAGCGCAAGCGGGAGUUUAUCGAGCAGGAGCUUAGCGAGGAGGAUGGGCAGGAGGAGGAAGAGGAGGACAAUGAUACGUCCAUUCUGAAGGAUAGCCGGUCGGGAGAGCUGUUGCAGCUGAACUUACGCUUAAAUACGAUCAAGAAUGAAAUCAACGUGCUGGAGAAUCCCGUAUGGCGCAGCGUCUUCGAGAAGGUGCGCUUCGGAGCGGGAAAGAGCAAGGGCAACUCCGCAAUGGCGUUUAUCGUAACGCAGGCAGUACCGAUAGAUGAACAGCUGACCUACCUCCAGAGCGCCAAAGAGAUGAUGGAUCCGAAGAUUGCGGUGAAAAUGUGCGACUCUCUUCAGCACGCGCUCGAUCACUGCAGCCCGGAUAGUGCGAUCUAUCUUCCACCCGGAACCAGACAGGACAUUAAGUUCCUGGAGUACCUGAACAGUGGCGGAUCGUUCCGGGGUGUUAGCAGCGCCUCCUUUGUUGACGAUUUUGAGCAAGCGUGCAAGCUGAAUCCCACCAUCGUGUCGAAAAACGACGACAGUGUGCUGCUGACCAUCGACGGGGACUUUACGCUGGAAAACGUCCGUCUCGACUGUUCGAACGUGCGCACCGGGGUGGUUAUCAAGAAGGGCAACAUCGUCUUCCGCAACUGUUGCUUCACGGGCGAUCCAACCUCCAGCACCAAGCAGGGCAUCGUCAUCUUCGGCAACUGCACGAUCACGUUCGAUCGGUGUCUGAUCAAGGAGUUUUCUUCCGGCAUCUACAGCAAUCACGAUUGUACGAUCAAUCUGAUCGGCAGCACCAUUAGCCACUGUAUGACCGGGCUGGAGACGCUCGAUCAGUGUCAAAUUGUGUUCCGAUCGGCGAGCAUAACGCACUGCUCACAGUACGGCGUGCUGCUCGAGGACUUUAACGAAGAUGUCCAGCAGGAUCAGAAGGCAGCGGGUGAUCAAAGCACGAGCGGGUCACAGGUUUACGCCGAUUACAACACGAUCGAGCGGGAAGAGUUUACGUUCGAGGGGGCGUGCGAGUUCCGGGAUAAUGCCAAGGGCAAUUUUGUCAUCCGGAAAGGGUUCAGCGAACGGUUUAACAGUUCCUGCUUUGUCGAUGAGGAUGAGAGCCAGCUGCAUGACGCGGAGGAUGGUCUGGACGAAUCGAUCUGCAAUGCUACGAAUGACAUUCAACCGAUGGAGGAUUAAUCCGUUAACCGCAGCCAGUUCAAAAUUAUAUUUUUACGCACGCAGCCAAUUCUUCCGCCGCUGUCAAAACAUGCAACGGAGGCUAGCUGUCAAAGGAACAAACAAAAUAAUCUUUGCGAUUUGCUUUUAAUCGGUUCACUAAAAUUAUAAAUAAAGAGAUUCCAUUUUAAUAGCAA
This is a messenger RNA of Anopheles gambiae (African malaria mosquito), 2024 nucleotides long. RefSeq names its product protein nessun dorma (gene nesd). Gene Ontology annotation, biological process: spermatogenesis; male meiosis cytokinesis. Lineage: Eukaryota; Metazoa; Arthropoda; Insecta; Diptera; Culicidae. The record is from RefSeq and is a predicted model, not a curated record. The transcript is spliced from 2 exons. Bases 73 to 1848 code for a protein of 591 amino acids.